Fulmarus glacialis (Northern fulmar) is the source of this 3615-nucleotide messenger RNA. RefSeq names its product SLIT-ROBO Rho GTPase activating protein 1 (gene SRGAP1). Gene Ontology annotation, molecular function: protein binding. The transcript is spliced from 18 exons. Bases 1 to 2772 code for a protein of 923 amino acids. Gene Ontology annotation, cellular component: cytoplasm. The record is from RefSeq and is a predicted model, not a curated record. Gene Ontology annotation, biological process: negative regulation of cell migration; signal transduction. NCBI's taxonomy places the organism in Eukaryota, Metazoa, Chordata, Aves, Procellariiformes, Procellariidae.
AUGAAAACAUACCACAUGUAUCAUGCAGAGAGCAUCAGUGCAGAAAGCAAACUGAAGGAGGCAGAGAAGCAAGAAGAAAAACAGAUUGGGAGGUCAGGAGACCCUGUUUUUCAUAUUCGACUAGAAGAAAGGCACCAGAGACGGAGCUCUGUGAAAAAGAUUGAAAAAAUGAAGGAAAAACGUCAAGCAAAAUAUUCUGAAAACAAGCUGAAAUCUAUUAAGGCCCGUAAUGAAUACCUGCUCACCCUUGAAGCAACUAAUGCUUCUGUUUUCAAGUACUAUAUUCACGACCUUUCGGAUUUAAUUGACUGUUGCGAUCUUGGAUACCACGCUAGUCUGAACAGAGCCCUGAGAACAUACCUUUCUGCAGAGUAUAACCUUGAAACUUCCAGGCAUGAGGGCUUAGACAUCAUUGAAAAUGCAGUUGACAGUUUGGAGCCACGAAGUGACAAGCAGAGAUUCAUGGAAAUGUACCCCACCGCUUUUUGUCCACCAAUGAAAUUUGAGUUCCAGUCUCAUAUGGGAGAUGAGGUUUGUCAGGUCACUGCCCAGCAACCUGUGCAAGCAGAGCUUAUGCUUAGGUAUCAGCAACUACAGUCACGAUUGGCCACACUCAAAAUCGAAAAUGAGGAGGUUAAGAAAACAACAGAGGCUACCCUGCAGACAAUACAAGAUAUGGUCACCAUUGAAGACUAUGAUGUGUCAGAAUGUUUCCAGCACAGUCGCUCAACAGAGUCUGUGAAGUCAACAGUCUCUGAGACAUACCUGAGUAAGCCUAGCAUUGCAAAAAGAAGAGCUAACCAGCAGGAAACAGAGCAAUUCUAUUUCAUGAAAUUCAGAGAAUAUCUGGAAGGUAGUAAUCUCAUCACAAAACUUCAAGCAAAACAUGACUUGCUGCAGAGGACACUCGGAGAAGGUCACAGGGCUGAAUACAUGACAACAAGGCCUCCAAAUCUUCCCCCUAAGCCCCAGAAACACAGGAAGCCCAGACCCCGAUCACAGUAUAGUGCUAAGUUGUUUAAUGGUGAUUUGGAGUCAUUCAUCAAGGAUUCAGGACAAGUCAUUCCUCUCAUCGUGGAAAGCUGUAUCAGAUUUAUCAAUUUAUACGGUCUUCAGCAUCAGGGAAUUUUUAGAGUGUCUGGUUCCCAGGUGGAAGUCAAUGAUAUUAAAAAUUCGUUUGAGAGAGGUGAAAAUCCUUUGGCAGAUGACCAAAGUAACCAUGACAUUAACUCAGUUGCUGGAGUACUGAAGCUCUAUUUCCGAGGGCUGGAAAAUCCUGUCUUUCCUAAGGAAAGAUUUAAUGAUCUUAUUUCUUGUAUCAGAAUAGACAAUCUCUAUGAGAGGGCUCUUCACAUCCGCAAACUCCUCCUUACUUUGCCCAGGUCGGUCCUUAUAGUGAUGAGGUACCUCUUCGCCUUCCUCAACCACCUUUCACAGUACAGUGAUGAAAACAUGAUGGAUCCGUACAACCUGGCUAUUUGUUUUGGGCCAACCCUGAUGCCUGUUCCAGACAUACAAGACCAGGUGUCUUGUCAGGCACAUGUGAAUGAGAUAAUCAAAACUAUCAUCAUCCAUCAUGAGGCUAUUUUUCCAGAUGCUAAAGAACUUGAUGGCCCAGUGUAUGAAAAAUGCAUGGCUGGAGAUGACUACUGUGACAGCCCAUACAGCGAACAUGGUACCUUAGAGGAAGUGGACCAAGAUGCUAGUACAGAGCCCCAUACCAGUGAAGACGAGUGUGAGCCCAUAGAAGCUAUAGCCAAGUUUGACUACGUUGGAAGAUCUGCACGAGAACUCUCUUUCAAGAAAGGAGCUUCCCUUCUGCUCUAUCACCGAGCUUCUGAAGACUGGUGGGAAGGAAGGCACAACGGAAUUGAUGGCCUUGUCCCUCACCAGUACAUAGUGGUGCAGGAUAUGGAUGAUACUUUCUCAGAUACACUGAGCCAAAAAGCAGACAGUGAGGCCAGCAGCGGACCCAUAACUGAGGACAAGUCAUCAUCAAAGGACAUGAACUCUCCCACUGACCGUCACUCUGAUGUGUAUUUAGGAAGGCAAAGAAAGAGAUCAGAACCUCCACCUCCUCUAAGACGCCCUGGCAGGAGCAGUGACGGUCACUGCCCUGUACACCCACCUCACCCUCUUUCCAACUCUUCCAUGGAGCUAGGUUCCCCCAACCUGGCAACUCACUGCAGUCCCAGAGCCCUCCUUCAAAAUCGCAACCUCAAUGCCGACAGCCCUGAAAGGAGGCGUAGGCCUGGACAUGGCAGUCUCACCAACAUCAGUAGGCACGAUUCUCUGAAGAAGAUUGAUAGCCCUCCAAUUAGAAGAUCUACAUCAUCGGGUCAGUACACGGGUUUCAAUGACCAUAAACCACUGGACCCAGAGUCAAUAGCUCAGGACAUCGAGGAGACGAUGAACACGGCGCUGAACGAGCUCCGUGAGCUGGAGCGGCAGAGCUCGGCAAAGCAUGCCCCUGAUGUCGUGUUGGACACCUUGGAACAAAUGAAAAACACCCCCACCCCUGCCACCUCCACGGAGUCGCUCAGCCCUCUCCACAGCAUCGUUUUAAGGAGCUCCGAGCCUCAGAUCCGCCGUAGCACUAGUUCUUCCAGUGAUACCAUGAGUACUUUCAAGCCCAUGGUGGCCCCUAGAAUGGGAGUGCAGCUGAAACCUCCUGCUCUUAGGCCAAAACCUAUUGUUCUUCCAAAAACAAAUCCUAGCAUAGGGCCUUCCCCUCCUUCCCAGGGUCCAGCCGACAAAUCUUGCACAAUGUAGACAGCUCAGCCACCCACAGUGCCCGGCUUGGGUAUGCUAGGGGAAGGGAUGGAUUAACGAUAGAAGUCAGGGCUCCAUAACAUCGUUUGUUCAUGUUUGUAACUGGAGAGGCUUUGUUUUUCAGUGUUUUUGAAUGUAUUGUCUGAAACUAGCUACAUUAACAUGGGCAUUUGUAUUUUGUAUGGUUUCAAUUAAAAGAAAAACUGGACAAUUGUGCAUCGUUUUAAAAAACAAACAUAGACUUACUUGAAAACUUGAUGCUGCACCAUUUGUAAUAAAAACAACACAGAUCACAAACAGCUUGCCACGUUGUACCAUACUUCACAGUCGUACCGUAAUACCAGAUCCUGCACAAAACUAAGGGGCGGGGGAGUCAGGGGAGGGGGGACCUCUUAUUUCUGGGUCACUAAACCAAAUCUCAAGCAGGUUAGUAAGAGCUGAAAUCUAGCAUGUGAGGAUUAAGUGUCUGUGUGGAAUGUCUAAGUCAUCUCAGGCCACAUUUCUUAUUUAAGACACACCAAAAUAAUCCACCAAGCCCUCACAACUCUCACAAUCGGCACCGAGUUUUAGCUUUCUUGUUGGCAGUCUCACGAGAGACAAGCACUGGAUGGAUCUGGAGAUCACAUUGCUCUCACCGAUAAAAAGCAGCAUUCCAGGUCACAGCUAAAGCACAUCUCCAGGAUAGUAUCUAGAAACUCCUUUUGCUGUCCUCUGUAACAGUGUACCUUUUCCCAUGAAGCUAGGCCUUCAUUCCCUGAGACUACAUAUUUUCACAAAAGCUAACUUCAUUUAAAGUUCAUAGUUGAGCGAGCCAGGCUCUGGGGAGUACGUGAAUCUGUUGGU